Saxophila tyrrhenica is the source of this 1635-nucleotide messenger RNA. It is a transcript of the gene ALG11, whose product is annotated as asparagine-linked glycosylation protein. The record is from RefSeq and is a predicted model, not a curated record. Gene Ontology annotation, cellular component: endoplasmic reticulum membrane. Lineage: Eukaryota; Fungi; Ascomycota; Dothideomycetes; Mycosphaerellales; Extremaceae. The coding region runs from base 1 to 1635 and encodes 544 amino acids. The transcript has 2 exons. Gene Ontology annotation, biological process: protein N-linked glycosylation. Gene Ontology annotation, molecular function: GDP-Man:Man(3)GlcNAc(2)-PP-Dol alpha-1,2-mannosyltransferase activity.
AUGGCGUUGCUGACAACACUACUGGCAAUUCUGGCUGGGACCUCUCUCUUCGUCGGCCUACUGCCAUACGCUGUCUGGUUUGUGGGACGUUUGGUUGGGACUUCGUUAUACAGCAAGACGCAGCAGCGGCGAGAGUUGUUGCUGAAUAGGGCAAAGAACGAUGCGAAAGAGCAGACAGAAAAGACUAGUGUCACGCAAUCUCAAAAGGCGUCUUCUUCAACAUCGCUGGACGAAGAGUGGGAGAAGGUCAACAAGACACCGCCGGGCUCACCACCACAAGGCAAAGCUAGCCAGUCUGUCGACGAGAGCUACAGUGGCAUCAUCGGCUUCUUCCACCCAUUCUGCAACGCCGGUGGUGGAGGGGAGAGGGUCCUCUUCGCAGCAAUCCUCGCAACCCAACAACGCUACCCAAACGCCCUAUGCGUAGUCUACACCGGCGACCACGAUGCCAGUAAAGAGCAGAUCCUCACCAACGUCCGCAAUCGCUUCAACAUUGAUCUCAAACCGGCACGCAUCAGCUUUCUCUAUCUGAGUACACGCGAAUAUGUACUCGCGAGCAGAUGGCCACAUUUUACUCUACUCGGCCAGUCUCUUGGGUCGUUGAUUAUGGGUUGGGAUGCCUUUGGUCUGCUUGUUCCGGAUAUCUUCAUCGAUACUAUGGGCUACGCUUUCACCAUAGCGUUGUGCAAGUGGCUUUUUCCAUGGAUGCCGACGGGCGCUUACGUUCAUUAUCCAACGAUCUCUACUGACAUGCUGAGCUCACUGCACGAUGAAGUUGGCAACCGUGGCUUGAACGCUGGCUUGGGCAAAGGUACCAAAGGCAAAGCGAAGCAAGUCUACUGGGAGCUGUUCGCCAGACUCUACUCCUGGGUCGGCGGCCAGGUCGACGUUGUAAUGACCAACUCCACCUGGACACAACGGCACAUCAGCUCGCUCUGGACUCGCUCCCGCACGAAAAGUGGCAAAACCCACGACAUCAGCGUCGUAUACCCUCCAUGCGCAGUCGCCGAGCUGCAGGAGAAGAUACCCGUCUCUUCCCCCCGCUCCAACACCCUCCUCUACAUUGCCCAAUUCCGUCCCGAGAAAAUGCACCACGUCAUUCUCGACGCCUUCGCCGCCCUGCUCAAACAGUGGACUCCAGCCCAAGGCUCCAAACCAAAACUUAUCCUCGUCGGCAGCGUCAGGGACGACGACGAUCAGAAGCGCGUGUACAAACUCCGGCUGCAAGCGCAGGAGAUUCGGGAGAACGUCGAGUUCGUUAUAAAUGCGAAAUGGCCGCAGAUUUUGGAAUUAUUGAAGUCGUGCAGUGUGGGUGUUAAUGGCAUGUGGAACGAGCAUUUUGGAAUUGGGGUGGUGGAGUACCAGGCGGCGGGGUUAAUCAGUGUGGUCAAUAACUCAGGGGGCCCGAGGGAGGAUAUCGUUGUGGACGUGGAUGGGAAGCCUACCGGCUUUCUCGCAUCAACCACCACCGAGUUCACUGACGGCUUCGCGAAAGCAUUGAGUCUUUCCACCGAAGAUGCACUAGCUAUGAGGCAUCGAGCUCGCAAAGGUUCGCUGCGAUUUUCAGAAUAUGUUUUCAGCACAGCAUGGACGACGCAGCUAGAGCGCUUGGUCGAAUUAGGUCGACGCAGUUGA